Messenger RNA from Onthophagus taurus, 543 nucleotides. The record is from RefSeq and is a predicted model, not a curated record. Lineage: Eukaryota; Metazoa; Arthropoda; Insecta; Coleoptera; Scarabaeidae.
AUGAUUUAUUAUGCCAUCCAAUUAUCAACGAAUGUUAACUCGGCUAUAAUUCCACACACCUCUCUAAACGACGUAUGUAUUAAUAAUUUAUGUGAAAAUUCAACCACGGAUUACAGUGAUGAUAAAAUAAGAGAAAUUUUAUUAAAAAAUCAAGAAUUUGUACCAUUUUUUGGAAAUGUACUCGAUGUACAAAGAUCAAACGAAUUAAAGCGACCAUCUAGGAGUUUGAACAACAUUAACGACCAAAAAUACAACAUGUGUUCAACUGAAACUAUUACCAUAUUUCCACGAAGAGGAUUUACCGUUGAUUUUAAGGAAAAAUUAAUUGUGAAUAUUCCUGGUUAUCGUCAAAUGGUUACAUAUGAAGCUUGCCGAGAACAUGGUAAAGAAUGUUAUGGUAAUGAAUAUUACCCAAUUGGAAUGAGUAGUAUCUGUGAAACGCAAUAUAUCUUGAUUCGUUUAGUUGUUCUAAACGAAGGAGAGCAUUUAGAUUUAGAACAAUUUUCUGUUCCUUCCGGUUGUUCCUGUAUGUAUAAAUUAUAA